Molecule: messenger RNA, 2084 nt
Organism: Phaethon lepturus (White-tailed tropicbird)
Lineage: Eukaryota; Metazoa; Chordata; Aves; Phaethontiformes; Phaethontidae
Gene: NCOA4
Product: nuclear receptor coactivator 4
Exons: 9
Coding region: 12-1808 (598 amino acids)
Biological process (GO): response to hormone; intracellular iron ion homeostasis
Molecular function (GO): transcription coactivator activity
Source: RefSeq, a predicted model, not a curated record
ACACUUCAAGAAUGAGUCCACCACAAGAGAGAAGUAGAAAUUCCUGCAGCAGUGAGCCUCUGGCAAAGUGCCUUCAAGCAAAGAAGGACUUGGAAACAGCUAUAUCUGGAAUUGUCAAAGCUGAACAACAGAUUAAAGAGAACUGGCGGGAGGUAAAAGCCAAGAUUCACAGCCACAUAAGCCGCCACCUGGAAUGCCUGCGCAGUCGGGAAGUUUGGCUGUUUGAGCAGGUAGAUCUCAUCCAGCAGCUGAAAGAGGAGGCGUUGCAGCAGCAGGCGCAGCAGCUCUAUUGGUAUUUGGGACAAUUCAAUUGCCUUAUUCAUCAGCUGGAACGCUCCUACAGUAACGAGCUAGCAAAACAGAUUUCAGUUUGCCUGGAGAGACUGGAAAGUCUUACUCUUAAACCAGAGGAGUCUUCCAUCCUGAAUUUUGAGGCUGACACAUCUAACCUUCGCCAGGCUAUUACCUCAUUUGGUUCAAUUAAAACGAUGCAAACCUCAGAGAGAGAGAAUACUUCUCCCUGGUUCCCAGGGCAGAACUGUGCCCUAAUGAACUGUGAGCAGAAAACAUUGUGUGGGACAGUGAGUGACUCGCUUGCUGACUGGUUACUUGGAAGCAGACCUGUGGGUGCUUGCCAGGCUCCGUAUGUUCCCAGCACCAAUCUUGAAGAAUGGGUUACACAAAAAUGUGUGUCAGAGCCCAGCCAGGAUUUAAAUUCUUCCAAAGUCUGUUACUUUGAGCAAGCCUGGGGAAAUCUGAAAGAUUUGGAAAACUGGCUCCUACAGAAUCAACAGCGUAAUGUUGCUGGGAAGACAGACUCCCCUGGACGCAAGGACUCCACCUCUACUUUCAGCUCAUCCUUUUCCACUAUUGAAAAGCUGGAGGAAUUGGAAUCCCUUGGACAAGAAGAGAUGGACCUUUCUGACUGGCUGCUUACUCCUGACACAAAAAAUGGCAGUGGUGCUUCAGACGAGAAAUGGAAGUAUGAAUUUAAACCUUUUAGGGAAGAAUUUAAUUUGAAUGAUUGGCUCCUCAAAGCUGAAACGUGUACCAGUUGUCGUGGCAGCCAGAUCAAAAGUGUGGAAAUUGAGAACCUGGGAAAUCUGAAGUGCCUGAAUGAGCAUCUUGAUGGAAAGAAAUCACCCACUACAUCUGCUGUAAAUGCUUGGCUUCUUCAGCAUCCCCAGGCCCCAUUUAAGGUGGAAGAUGUGUGCAAAGCUAAUGAGCUGUGUGCCAGCUUUUCUGAGUGUGUGUGUGAUGAAAACUGUGGAAAAGAGGCUCUGUGUAAAUGGCUUCUGAAGAAAGAAGGGAAGGAUAAAAAUGGAGUCAGCCAGAAAGAUGUACCAAACCCUGAGCACGAGAAGACAAAGUCUGUUGCCAGUACCUGGCUUAACCCCACACAGCAGCUCACAGGGGAACCUGUUAGUUCAGAGAAAGCGGAUUAUUCAGCAGAGAUCGCAGAACCCUUGAAAGUAUUGCUGGAAAGGCCCCUGACGAGCUGGCUAGCCAAGUCUGAGCACACGGCAGAAAGCGCAGAAGAGAAGGCGAGUAGGGAGAAAGCAGAUAAUAAUUUCAAGAGUCCUUUCCUAGACCUCUUGGCUCCAUUCCACCUCCCUUUGAAUGUAAACAGUUGGGUGUUGACUUCAAACAAUCUAGAAAAUGCUAACCCGCCUCCAGCAGAAGAUAAAUGGCUUCUACGCAAGAAAGCACAGGACUUUGGCCUUCCUACAGUUUGCGACCUUUUUGCCUGUAUGAAACUCAAUGGAGAUAAAGAAAAAUGGCUGUAUCGGACUCCUUUACAGAUGUGAAGAACUGGAAGCAUUGAAAUCAUCCCCUUCCCGCUGAUCAAUCGCACAUCACGCUGAGUGACUGCAGCCACCUGAAUUCCUGUGUUUGUGUUUGGCUGUCUGCUUUUUCUUCUAAAAUUAUAACAAAAAGAAAGAUUACUCAUAUAACAGAGUUAUGGUGCAGAAGAUGCCUUUUUGUUAUGAUUAAUUCUGAAAUGUAAACCCACUGAGCAUAAGCAAUCUGAUACUAUAGAGGUGUUAGUAAAUUCGCAUCUGUUAUGGGACUGCGUGAAUCUU